AUGACGCGGUACAGGAGCCUACGGGAGCAUAAAAGUGUUCUUGACUUUGGGCGUGACUGGCGGGACUGGGAAGUGGACAUUUUCCAGGAUGACGAAACGGUGUCGAAUGCCACGACGGAAACGGGAACGGCGACAAGCAUUGGCGCCUGCAUCGGCAUUGCCGUCGACGAAGAGGCGAUGUUUGAUGAGGUGCAACCUACGCAACGGCAGCAAACACCGGCGUCGGUGAGGAGACGACGCACUGCGCCGUUGCUGGCAUCAUCUGCAUCGACACCGCAAACAUCAUCGGGGGCACCGCAAUUGACGCUGCAAUGGCAAUGGCACGACCUUCUGGAUGAGAACAACGACAACAGGAACAACAGCAGCAGCAGCAAUAAGAAGAACAACAAGUUCGCUUUCGACCAAGGAUCCCCCAUCAGCCGCGCCAGUACUGGCUACGGUCUUGCUAGUGCAGCUGGACGAGGAGGAGGAAGAAGAAGAAGAGGAGGUGUCCCGACGCCGCCGCCCCAAUCCCCUACCCCUUUGUACGCUCUUGGCCCCGGUCCGUCUGUUCCAUCUGCAGGAUCAGCGUUAUUACAACACGCCGCUGAAGCGUCAGCUGCUGAUGCGGCGCCGAGAGCGAAACUGCGUGCAUCAGAUGCCCUCGCGCCGGCUCGGGGAACCGCACCAACACCAACACCACCACCACCACCACCACCACCACCACUUGAACCACCACCGCCGCCACCGAUACCACCACUCCCUCUUGGGUUACCACCGCCUGUACCGACCCAAGCACGCGACCGACUCCUCUUCCCGCUCCCCAGCCCUCAUCUGCGGCCUCGCUCCCACAAUCCGGCCCUGCUCUCUUCCCACUCGUCAUGCGCCGACCUUGAGCUCUCUGCCAGAGCCGACCACACUCGUUCCCAAAUCAUCACCAAGCUUGCCCUCCAGCCUGUCCUCGACCAGGACCUCAUCCGCACCGCUCAGUGGGAACAUCACAUCUCCCGGAAGGAGGAACAGCACCAGCACCAACAGGCCGAGGAAGAGGAAGCGCACCGCCGUCGCAGGGGUCAGGAACAGGAACACACCGCCCGCUGGGCCGAAGAGGUUUCCCGUCUUGAAGCAGAGACCGAUCGCAUCUUGGCCGAGCAAAAAGCAAAGGAUCUCGCUCGACUCCAGGCUCAAUUGGAUGCUAUCCCCGACGCCCCGCCCCGAGUUCGAAGUCCUAUAGUCGACAAGUUCGCCUUCUUUCUCAGAAAAGGUCGCAGGUCCGACCCUGCCACUCUCACCAAGGCCCCUUCUGCAUACUUUCGGCCCCUCACCCUCGAUUGUAGGCCCGUGAGCGAGAUGGACCCCUCGCGCUUCAUCCAAGCCGGCGGCGGCGGCAUAGUUCCCCGGACCGACGCCCCGGCCUCGGCCAGCAAUGCUGGUGAACGCCGAGUGACGAUUCGCUGCCUGCAGUCGUCCAUCAGUUUACCUGUGACGCCUGAUACGACCCCCAGUGAGAUACUGUACUCGGCCGCCAACCUCAUGACCCACAACAUCAACCCGAAAACCAGCGUAGUGCACGAGUGCUACUUCGCCUUCGGUCUGGACCGCCGGUUGAGACGCUACGAGCGUGUGAGGGAUGUCUUGAAUUCCUGGGACCGCGACACCCAGCAUUGCCUACUUAUCAUCCCAGGUGACUCUGUAGACACGAACCCCGACCUGAACCUCGAAGGUGUGCCUCGCACCAUUGAUCCGCCCCCAGGUUUCGCCAAUUUCGCGCUGUACCACAGUCAGCGACCUGGGAAAUGGAACAAGCGCUACAUCACACUGAUGGAGAGCGGUCAGGUAUUUUCUUCCAAAAAGAAGGACGCCAAGCUGUCGGACAAGGACGCCGUCUCGCUGUGCCAUUUGUCCGACUUUGACAUAUAUGUGGCCACCGAGAAGGAUAUAAUAAAAACCAUCAAGCCACCAAAGAAGAACUGGGUUGCGGUCAAGAGCCAGCAGAAGCAUAGCGUUUUCCAGAACACCGAAAAUUUUAUCCACUUCUUCGCCACGGAUGACACCAGGCUCGCCGAAGACUUCCGGAAGACCAUUCACGGGUGGCGCAGCUGGUACUUGGUCAACAAGAAAGUCGAUCUGACCAAGAAGUCAAAGCCUCACCACGGCGGCGCCGACAAGGCCGUCUCGAGAGCCGGCAAUCUUUCCAGAAGCGGGACCGUGCACCGGACCAGGGCCUCUAUCGACGAGACACCCUACACGAUCGGGACGUUCUCCCCGCUACUCGAUAUGGACAAGUUCGACAAGCCGGUGGAGGAUUUUGGCAAAGACUCGGACAGACAUGCGGCACGACAAGUGGAGCAGCUCUCCACGUCCAGACACACCCACAAGGUUGUCUCGCGAUCAAGGACUACCCCCAAUCUGUCCCAACCCGCGGCGAAGAAGCUCAUCGACCCCUUCGCUAGGGACCAGGAGUUCAGGUCCGGUGGUCUGCUCGGCCACGGCUACGAGGGGCGCAAACAACAGGCAGAGAAGGCCGCCGCCGAAGAACAGCACCAGUCGCCCGACAAUCCCUUUACAGGGGGGCAGUCGCUUCUGAGCCAGGUUCCGGAGCCCGACAGGCAGUUGCCGGAGAGAAGGGGUACAGUGCGGUCAUCUCGAUCCAUGGCAAUAGACCCGACACCUAUACCGCGGAGCCGAUCGCGGCCCGUAGCGGCCCGUCCGACCGCCUCGUCCCGUCCGAAAACAUCCGACGGCGGGUCAUCGUCGUCGGGGAGGCGAGAGAUGCCGCAGCCUCUCGUUGACCUGACGCCUAAGGUACCCGAUCUGCCUGCCGCCUGGCGAGACGCCCAGGGCCGCGGCGUCAAAGCGCCCAGCGGCAAGCCUCUGAUCGACAUGGCGACGGGAUGGGACCAGCCAGAUGCAAACCUGGGACCCCAGCUGCAGACCAGCGUGACAAAGGCCGUGAUGCAGUGCCUCGCGUACCACAAGGUCUUGGACGGAGCGGCACCGUCAGGCACUGAGGCUGCCGUUGACGCCGUUGAGAGACGCUGA
Messenger RNA from Colletotrichum higginsianum IMI 349063, 3021 nucleotides. RefSeq lists its product as uncharacterized. The transcript is spliced from 4 exons. The record is from RefSeq and is a predicted model, not a curated record. Bases 1 to 3021 code for a protein of 1006 amino acids. Lineage: Eukaryota; Fungi; Ascomycota; Sordariomycetes; Glomerellales; Glomerellaceae.